Molecule: messenger RNA, 693 nt
Organism: Schistosoma bovis
Lineage: Eukaryota; Metazoa; Platyhelminthes; Trematoda; Strigeidida; Schistosomatidae
Source: the annotation of a GenBank genome assembly
AUGGCACAUAUUCAAAUCCCGGAAAUGAUGCUGCGACUGGUUUUAGUUGUAAUAAUGACUUCGGCAGGUGUAUGCCAAGUAGGUAUUGGACCAGAACUGCGUUGUUAUCAAUGUAAUUCAUUAACACAACCUCACUGUGCAGACUAUUUUGAUAAUCGAACUUUUCCACUAGUUGCCUGUCCAAAUGAUGGAAGAAAUUAUUCUAGGUGUGUCAAGAUGAUUCAGGAAAUGUAUCUAGAUGGAAAAUGGACUAGACGUUAUUAUAGAGAUUGUGCUGUAACUGGUGUGAUUGGUGCAGAAGAUGGUCGAUGGUGUAUAGAUCGUUUGGGUACAUAUCGUGUUAAAGUUCGAUAUUGCAAUUGUAACAAUAAAAAUGGAUAUGGAGAUUUUUCGUUGUACCAAAACAAACAUUUAACAAACAAUAUGUUGAAAGUAUCAAUUUUAUUUAUUACAAUCAUUUUGACAUUAUUGUUGGAGAACAUUCAUGGAAAAGGGUGUCGUGCAAUUGGAGAGAAAUGUAGUAAAACUGUAUUUGACAGAUGUUGUGGCGAUACAGUAUGCCAUUUAACUUCACCAUUUCAUGGGAAAUGUGUCAAAUGCUUAAAAGGGGGUACUCUUUGUAUAUCGGAUAAAAAUUGUUGUUCACACAAAUGUACUUUAGGAAAGUGUACAAAUGAAAAACAUCAUUAUUAA